CGGCAGUAGCUAACUUUCUUCUCAUUGAAAAAAAAAAAAAAAAAAAAAUUCCUUAAAAAAAGGUCAGCAUACAUAACAUUUCAGUUUGAAGUUCUCUUACUUCUCAGAAAGUCCCCAGUUCAUCUUCAAUGGCAGAAGCAACAAAGAGGUAUGCAGUAGUUACAGGGGGAAACAAGGGGAUUGGGUUUGAAACAUGUAGGCAGCUGGCUUUAAAUGGGGUCACAGUGGUGUUAACAUCAAGAGAUGAGAAAAGGGGUCUUGAAGCUGUUCACAAGCUCAAAGAGUCUGGCCUCUCUGACCUUGUGCUUUUUCAUCAGCUUGAUGUCACUGACCCUGCUAGUAUUGCUUCCCUAGCAGAUUUCAUCAAAGCCACUUUUGGAAAACUUGAUAUCUUGGUGAAUAAUGCAGGGAUUCUUGGAGCCACUGGAGAUGCUGAUACUAUAAGGACUUCAGCUUUUAAUGAAGAAGGAGAAAUCACUUGGAAUACAAUGGUGACUCAAACAUACGAGUUAACUGAAGAAUGUCUGGAAACAAACUAUUAUGGUGCCAAAAGAAUGGUUGAAGCACUUAAUACCCUCCUCCAAUUAUCUCGUUCACCAACGAUUGUCAAUGUUUCAUCCUUCAUGGGGAAGCUAAAGGAGAUACCAAAUGAAUGGGCUCAAGGAGUGUUAACUGAUGCUGAAAGCCUUACAGAAGAAAAAUUGGAUGAGGUAUUAAGUGAGUUUCUAAAAGAUUUUAAGGAGGGUUCCUUGGAAGCAAAAGGUUGGCCUGCUUAUACAUCUGCUUAUAUAGUCUCCAAAGCAGUUUUGAAUGCCUACACAAGGAUUCUGGCCAAGAAAUACCCAUCUUUCUGCAUAAAUUGUCUUUGCCCUGGCUAUGUCAAUACAGACAUAAACUUCCACCUUGGCCCCUUAACAGCUGAAGAGAGUGCUAAAAGAGUUCUAAGGUUAGCACUGCUUCCAAGUGGAGGUCCUUCUGGCCUCUUCUUCACCAAGAAUGAAGUGACACCUUUUUAAUUGAAGACAAUCUGUUUCUAUAGACUUAUCAAAAUAUUUGGCUCUCUAAUGUUCAUGCACUUCGGCUUUGGCUAUUGUUCUCUGUCUGGGAUUUGUGAUCUAAUAAGGAUAUGCCACUGUUAAGUCUCUUAUCAAUUCUGGCUCUUUAAUGAAGAAUCAAUGUGUUUCUGGUGCUUCUUGGAAGCCAAUAUUAGUUCUUGGUGAUCAUAUGUUUCAAGAGAAAUAUUGUUGGUUUGAAAGGGAUUGUCACAAACAUUAGAGGGACAUUUCUCAGUUACAUGAUGGUUAAGAAAAGACUCGAUAGAUUAAGGAAUCUUCAAGUCCUAUUGGCUUCAGAAAGAUCCAUCUGUUUAGGAUAUAGCAUGGUUCAAUGUACACUAUGUGAGGGUUUGGAUACACGUUUGUGUUUAAAGUUUGCGGUUUCUGGCUUC
Molecule: messenger RNA, 1447 nt
Organism: Quercus lobata
Lineage: Eukaryota; Viridiplantae; Streptophyta; Magnoliopsida; Fagales; Fagaceae
Product: (+)-neomenthol dehydrogenase-like
Exons: 5
Coding region: 129-1016 (295 amino acids)
Cellular component (GO): membrane
Molecular function (GO): oxidoreductase activity, acting on the CH-OH group of donors, NAD or NADP as acceptor
Source: RefSeq, a predicted model, not a curated record